Molecule: messenger RNA, 1812 nt
Organism: Stylonychia lemnae
Lineage: Eukaryota; Ciliophora; Spirotrichea; Sporadotrichida; Oxytrichidae
Source: the annotation of a GenBank genome assembly
AUGAGCAAAUAGAAGAACACUGUUUAAAUAAACUGCAUCAUCAAAUAAAUAUAUGGCCAGAAAACUAUACCUGUACAAAUUUCAUACUUCGACCUCAAGUAUAACUUUACUAGAGCUUUUUAUUAAAAAUUGGAUAUUUUGAGAAUUUUCAAAUUCAAUCCAGAUUCAUGUUUAGUAUCAGAUAUUAAGGAUAUUAAACCAUAAGCAGAUUCAGAGGUUUUCAUGAUUUCAGAAAAUAUUUUGAAACUAAUGGAAAUAAAUAGCUUGCAUUCCUUUGAGGAGGAACUUGAUAAAGUUAUAUUUGUUAAAAUUGAAAUAGUGAGCAAGCUAUUUAAUUAUAUUAUUUAAAACAAAUCAUGCUUGCCAGUAAAAUAUCCUCAAGAUCAUUAAGAGAAAACAGGCGAAUGGUAAAUCAGAGAUAUUGUUCUAUAAUACUAGUCACUUUUAAGCGCUAUGAAAGAAAAAUUUGCUAUUAAAUAUCAUGAGUCAUAGCUAACUCUAUAGUACUCAAUCACAGAUUCCAAAGAAAAAUAAUUCAUAAAAUAUGAUGAUAAUUCAAGAGAAUUGCUUAGAAAGGCGAUCUUAGAUUAGAAAAUAUAAGAGAUUGUGAUAAAAGUGCAGGAUUCUCCAAACUUAAGGGAAUAAGAAAACUAAGAUGAUGAAGUUCUUAUUAAUUUAUAAAUCUCUGAAGAAUUAGAAUAAGGUAAGGAGAGGCAUAUCUCAAAAGACAUUGGCAAGAUUCAUUUAAAAACAAGAAAAAAUUUUAUUGAGUAACUAGCCGAGAUCCUUGGUAAAAAUUACUUAGAUAUCAGUUAAAUCAUUUUAUACAGCACAAGGGACAAUAGAUUAGGCUAUCUUAAUAAAAUUGAAGAAGAAUAAUAUUUGGCAAAUCUUAUUAAAUACAGAAGUCUUAUUGUUUAUGUUGAAAAACAGUUGGGAUAGGAAAGUUUCAUUAUCUAUGCAACUUAAAAGCUGUAGCAGAUCGAAGAAAAUCAAACUAAGUUAGAAAAGCAAUCAAAUAACAUUGAAAGCAAAAUAGAUUCUCUGAUAAAUCUUUUUAAAGAUUAGUAGACGCUUUAGUAGGAAAAUCUAUAGAGUAUACUUGAAGAAAAUUAAAAGAUGAGAGAAUAAAUAGAGAUACUAGGCAAGAAAUAAACAGAAAUCCUUGAUAUAAAUAGGAAUUACUAGUAUUAAUACAAUAUUGAGACCCAGUUCUAGUAAAUGGGAACUGAAGAAUAUGAUAGUCAAGGCGUGAACGAAUCUCAAGAAAACUAAGCAAAUGGUUUUAGCGAAGAUGAAGUUCAUCAGAAUAUUUAUGAUAAUCAAGAGUUAAAUCCUGACUAAAAUGAUGAUGAAGAUAUUAUCUAUGAAGAUGAUGAAUAGGAUGAUUAAGCUGAAACAUCACUAAUAUCUGUAUAUAAAGAACGACUCUCGCUUAUAAAUCGAGAAAUUAAAACAUAUAAGUUCCCCAAAUAUAACUUUACAAUCUAGAAGCAAAUACUUAUAAGUGAUGAUCAAUCUCUCAUGAUAGUCCGCCUUAAAAAUAUUGGCAAAUAGAGUCUUCCUAAAUCAUUUGGAGUGUUAGAUCAAAAGUUAGCUUCUAUUAAUUAUUAAAAAAUUGAUCUUUAGAAAGAGGGGGAAUUCUAUUUUAUGUUUGAUGAGAUCCAAUAGGCUUACGAGUGUGGUGUGAAGCACUCCAUCGCUUUUGAAUUGAUAUCAGAAAUUGAUAAUUUAAGAAUCCAUCAUCGAAUUCUAAUUGAUAUUUAGAUUUCUAAUAGAGAUGAUGUAUUUGAGAUCAUUAAAAUUAAUUGA